Molecule: messenger RNA, 1426 nt
Organism: Phoenix dactylifera (date palm)
Lineage: Eukaryota; Viridiplantae; Streptophyta; Magnoliopsida; Arecales; Arecaceae
Source: RefSeq, a predicted model, not a curated record
CCAGCUAAAUAUGGAUUUUUUUUCCGGGAAGGGGAAUUCUUGCGUCUUUCUUUUGGAUUGUUGUUGUUUCCUCGUGUUUUCGAGGCGAUAAAUUGAUGCGUGGCUCUGAUUGCUUUGAUUCAGUGGGUUGGAAGAUUGGAAAUUAGGGUUUAGAGAAAGGUCGCAUCGACCUGCUAGUAUUAAUGGUUUUGGAUAUGGUCCACGAGAACCGGUUCUUGAUAGGUCGGGGACGUGAUUUCUUGUGUCUUCCUUGAUCUUGCAUCUUCUACCUGGAGAAAACUUUCCAAAAUUUCCACAAACUAUCUGCUUAAGAAAUGGGGCAGGCUUGUUGUUGCUUACAAGUGGACCAGUCAACUGUGGCCAUCAAAGAAACUUUUGGUAGGUUCGCUGAUGUGCUUGAUCCUGGAUUCCACUUCUUACCUUGGUGUUGCGGGCAGCAGAUUGCUGGCUACCUCUCAUUGCGUGCACAACUUGAUGUUCGUUGUGAAACAAAGACAAAGGAUAAUGUGUUUGUCACUGUUGUUGCAUCUAUACAAUGUGCUCUUGCUGACAAGGCAUCUGAUGCUUUCUACAAACUUAGCAACACAAGGGAACAAAUUCAAUCUUAUGUUUUUGAUGUCAUCAGGGCAAGUGUUCCAAAGCUGAACUUAGAUGACGUAUUUGAGCAGAAGAAUGAUAUUGCGAAAGCUGUGGAAGAUGAACUUGAAAAGGCAAUGUCAUUGUAUGGAUACGCGAUAGUUCAAACACUCAUUGUGGAUAUUGAGCCUGAUGAACAUGUUAAGAGAGCAAUGAAUGAGAUUAAUGCAGCUGCUAGGCUCAGGGUGGCAGCAAAUGAAAAGGCUGAAGCUGAGAAAAUACUGCAGAUCAAGCGGGCUGAAGGAGAUGCAGAAUCAAAAUACUUAGCAGGGCUUGGUAUAGCACGCCAACGCCAGGCUAUUGUGGAUGGGCUGAGGGACAGUGUGCUUGCCUUCUCGGUAAAUGUGCCUGGGACAACAGCAAAGGAUGUCAUGGAUAUGGUGCUGGUGACCCAGUACUUCGACACCAUGAAAGACAUUGGAGCAUCCUCUAAGUCCACUUCUGUGUUCAUUCCUCAUGGGCCUGGGGCUGUGAGGGACAUUGCUGCACAAAUAAGGGAUGGCCUCCUCCAAGCCAACACCACUCUUUAAGUAAGACCAAAUGGACGCUAGUUUUUUCCAGUUUUGGAUUCUCUUCGUAGUAAUUUCCUAUGAUUUGGUGCUGUUAUUGUGGAUAUGCAGAUUAGGAAAUGUGGUGUAAAUAGUGUGUUUAUAUAAGUUACUUUUAUUGCCUUCAGUGUCUUGUGUGAGUAUGUUUUAGGUGAUUUGUUGAACAAGAUAUUUUCAAGAUACAGUUUAUGACUGCGUUAUUAAGGUAUAUGGAUGGAGAUGGCUAUUUUUAUCAUUAUUAA